Photinus pyralis (common eastern firefly) is the source of this 1715-nucleotide messenger RNA. RefSeq names its product glycerate kinase. Gene Ontology annotation, cellular component: cytoplasm. NCBI's taxonomy places the organism in Eukaryota, Metazoa, Arthropoda, Insecta, Coleoptera, Lampyridae. Gene Ontology annotation, biological process: protein phosphorylation. The record is from RefSeq and is a predicted model, not a curated record. Gene Ontology annotation, molecular function: glycerate kinase activity. The transcript has a single exon. Bases 19 to 1500 code for a protein of 493 amino acids.
UAGAAUAAGUGAUAUAUAAUGAGGUUAACUGUUCAAUUUUUCAAUACAAUAAAAAUGUCCAACCCGACCACGGAAACUCUAACGUCGAUAUUCCUCAAAUCAGUAAGUUCGGUUAAUCCGAAGCAUUUGCUCCGUAAAAGUGUGGAAGUGCAAGCUAACAAACUCAUCGUGUGUAAAGAUAUCUACAACCUGACAAGGCCGUGCUAUCUGGUCGGUAUGGGUAAGGCAGCGUUCGAUAUGGCUCGCGAAAUUGAAGAGAUCUUGGGCGAUAACUUGAGGGAAGGUGUAGUAAACGUCCCCUUCGGCGCGAUGAAAAGCGAUAAGAGUUCGCGUAUUCGCUUCGUAGAGGGCGCCCACAACAACCUUCCCGACGAGAACGCAGAAAGGGGCGCGAGACUGAUCAAAGGCUUAAUCGAAAAACUCGAAGUCGAUGAUUUACUUCUAGUUUUAAUUUCCGGUGGCGGUUCUGCCCUACUUCCAUUACCCAAACAUCCGCUGACGUUAAUGGAAAAAUUAAAUAUAACGGAAAGUUUGGCAAAGCGCGGGGCGAACAUUUGCGAAUUAAAUUCGGUACGCAAGCGUUUGUCGGUUUUGAAAGGUGGCGGAUUGGCGAAAUUGGCGUAUCCGACACCAGUCGUUUCUCUAAUUAUAUCGGAUAUCAUUGAUGAUCCUAUUAGUUCGAUAGCGAGCGGGCCGACAACUCCAAAUUUGGACGAGUCGCAUGUUGCAAUUGAGGUGCUGAAGAAAUACUCCUUGUACGAUGAGCUUCCAGUUCACGCAGUAAGGAUUCUCCAGGAAACCGACACUUGUAAUCCCACCGAGACGUUUCCGCACGUACGCAAUUACAUUAUUGGAAAUAAUCAAAUAGCCGCAAACGCCGCCUUGUCGCAUGCCACAGCAUUAGGUUAUCAAAGUUUCGUGUUAUCAACAAGGGUGCAAGGUGAAGUUGGGAGAAUUAGUGAAAUUUAUGCGGAACUCGCACGCCAAGUCGCAUCUCUGAUUAUUUCCAACAAAGGCGAAUGUGAAAAUUUCAAACUUUUUCUCGAAACUUUUAAAUCGGAGCUCGGUAUAUCCGAAUUCGCCUUUAACGAGAUUACCAAUUUUAAUUUCAAAUCCUGUUCCGGAAUCUGUUUGAUAUUUGGAGGUGAGCCGACGGUAACGGUCAAAGGGAAAGGCAAAGGGGGACGAAACCAACAGUUAGCUCUAAGCUUCUCCAUUGAAAUUAACAAGCUGAACGUUGAUUCCGCAAACAUUUCAUUUCUUAGUUGCGGAACAGAUGGAAUAGACGGCCCCACAGACGCCGCGGGUGCAUUUGGAACUUCUAAUUUAGUUAGUGACGCCUUUGUACAGAACAUAAACCCAACUCAAUUUCUGGCAGAUAACGAUUCUUACGGCUUUUAUACCAGAUAUAGACAUGGAAAAUAUUUGGUUCGAACCGGCCAUACCGGUACGAACGUUAUGGACAUUCACAUACUAAUCGUAUCGCCGAAAGCGGAAUGACAUUUUGUUUAGUUAAUUAAUAAUUUUGUUCAGCUUUGUGUUCGGCUAAUGUACGUGAUUAAUGAAUAUUAGGAUUUGCAAAAGUGAAAAGGGUCCUGGGAUAACCGAAUAGUCUAAUUAAUUUAAAUACCUUUAAUAAACAACGUGCUCGCUCAAAGCCCUUUUGCUACAUAAUAUAUUAUAAUCUUGAUGUAAUAUGAAUAUAAAUAAAUUGA